GCAUAAAUAGUUCGUCCACCAUAACAAAUCCCACAAACCCAUUUGUUUACGAAAUCGUUUUAAAUAACGUUUGAUAUCACUGUCUACUGGGUUGCCACGGUAUGUAAAAUUGUAUAAAAUUCACGAAAAGCGUUAAUAAUUAGCCUUGAACCCUAAAUAAAGUCAAAUAUUUUGUAUUAAGGAAAUUGCGUUUUACUAUAUUAAUUCCCAAUGAAAAAGAAAGACACUAUUUUUGGCCUACUUUCAUGAGCCAUUGUCAAUAGAUAUUGAUCUCUUAAAUGAGUCAUUUGGUUAAAAUAACUUAUUAAUACAUUUUAGUGAUGACAAUUGCUCACUACAAUUUUGUAAUCUUAAAGAGAAAGAAUAAGCGAAAACUGAAGGUUUUAAAAGGCUAAGAAAAAUGACGGACUUUGAAACUUUUGAGAAAAUCCCCCAGCAAACAAUAACAGAGGAAAAAAUGAAUUUCGCCCAAGUCAUAUUUCAAAAUAUUCAAGAAAGUUACCAGACUGGAUUAAACUUUGAUUGUAAAUACUCGUUCAGUAGCGCAAUGCAGUACAAUUCAAGGGAUUGGGUUGGAUUGUAUAAAGUAAGUAUUUUUCGUUUCUAAAAGAUUUCCUUACAGAUUACGUAAUAUUUUUCCCUUAAUCAUAGUCAAGUGUUCUAGCAAUCUAUCAAUGGUUGAUUGAUUGUCAUAUCGUGUAGACUAUAUAUUAGAAUAAUUGACCUUGAGAAGGUUAUUAAAAAUAUUAAUAUAUUUCUGAUUGUUCUGUUCAUAAUGUUCCUGGCUGAAAAAGUGUUUAGCUAUUAAUAUUUUAUUUUAUAAAUAUUAAUUAUUCAUUGGGUAUUUUAGGUUGGAUGGAGUAGUGCUAAUGAAUAUAUUCACUAUGUUUGGGCAAAAGAACCAAAUGAAAAAUUGGAAGCUGAUGUAACCUUUCCCGGUAAUUAGAUUCACUAUCCACAAAAUUCAUUAAUUUAUUCUCUUGCUGUACAACAGCUACAUGCAUUCCAAAUGACGAUACUGAAAUUUAUCAAUUUUGCUAUAUCACGAGCACGGGUGGCAUGCGAGGAGCAUCCAUGCCAUUCCAGUUUCGAAGUUUUAUUCCUGAAGAACUAGUACAGGUUGAGGAUGACACGGGUUUAUUGAUUGUUAAGAAACGUACAAAUGUCCUCGAGGAGCAAUUAAGUAAAGUAAUGAAAGAAAAGGAAGUUAUAUAUAAUCAAUUAGAAGAGACUCGGCAGCAAAAUUUUCAAAAUGAGAAGAAAAUAAUUGAACUGGAAGGAGAGAUAACUCAUAUCGAAACAGAAUUAGAAUCACAGACAAAAUUAUUACGUGGUGAGAGAGAUGCUCUAGAGGAAAACCUGGAUAAAUGCCGUCAAAGCUUAAAAGAAAAAACAGUUGCCUUAGAUUUGGCACUAACAGUUGAAGAAGAAUUGAAAAAUCAAGUUGCUGUAUUAGAGAGAGAGCUUGGUAUGAUAUCAAAGAAAGAAAUAGAAAUGCUAAGACAAACUGAUAAAGUUCAAGGAGAGAAUAAAAAUCUUAAUGAAAAAAUUGAACUCUUAGACAGCGCAUUAGCUGAAAGAUCGCAAAAGGAAGAGUGCUACAUGAAAAGAUUUACGGAAAUGAAAACGAUGUUGGGUAAUCUUGAAGUUAAGCACUCGGCAUUGCAAAAAACGUACGAUGAUACUUUAAUACGUUUGAAGGGUGAAAUUGCUAUCUCUAAACAUUAUAAAGAUGAUAUAUCUACUUUAAGUGAACGCUUAACAAACUACGAAGAUAAGUUAUCAGCGGGUGAAGAGUCAAAAUCAAUUAUGAGAAAAGAACUAUCAUCGAUUAAAGAAUUCAACGCUAAGCUAAAUCAAAAGUUUGAACAUAGUACAUCUGAAAAUGCAAAUUUAAAAAUGAGGCUAUCAGAAUUGGAAACGCUGCUACAGGAUCAAUCGAAAGAGACAAAUAGAGCUGUUGAGGAAGAAAGAGAAAAGUAUCGUUCGAUAAAGAGUUUAUAUGAUAAACUUAAAACCGAAAGUAAAGAUAUGGUUGCCGACGGUUCUAGAAUGGCUUUACAAACAGCCUAUGAUGAAGUUCGCAGUAGAUUCAGCAAAUUUCAAAAAGAAAAUGUUGACUUGAAAAGGCUUUUGACUGAUAUCGAAAAUUUGAAUAAGGAUUACGAACAAAGAGAGGAACACUUGAUGAAAGAGAAUGAGGAUUUAAAGAGAAGAUUACAAAUGGCAGGCGAAGAAUAUCGAACAAAAUAUGUUGAAUGUAUGAAACUACAGAAGCAAUGCACUAAACUUGAAAGAAAAGCUGAUUUAACUGAUUCAAUGAUAAAAGGAAAUGUUGGAUCGAAUGACGUUACUUGUGAAGCUUACGUAUGUUCAUCGGAUAGCGUCUGUCAGACAAAUGAGGCUGAAGUACAUGAAAUUGAGCUACAUAAUAAAAUAAAAGAACUUUUGCAACAACAAGAACAUACUGACAGACAUCUUGAGAGAGUAAAAGUUCAAGCAGCAGAAAGUCAAUCAACAAUUGAAAAGUUAAACAAUGAAUUGGAAGAAAUGAAAAAAAUAUAUUUGAAAAAAUGUGCUGAAGUUGAUGAAUUACGUAAUAAGGUUAUCGACAAACAGCUUGAGGAAAAUAUUGAAAUGGUUGAAAAGAAAGAAAAAAGUUUUGCAGUGAGAAUACCCGUUACAGAAUAUCGUGGUGUUAGUGGUUUACCAGAACCCCUCGAACCAGUAAAAUUACAUACCGCAAAAACAGCAGCAGUCAAAGGAACAUUUUCACCACCAGAAUCAACCUGGGUAUAUCCUUGCAACAGCGGGCCCCCUUAUCCCGUUACAGGAAAUAUUAUACCUGAAUUGAACGAUCACGAUGAUGACAGAUUUCAAGAUGCUGUCGGAGAGCCUCAGCUUUUGUGUCCAGUUUGUAAUCAUACCUUUUUGUCUACAAGCGAUUUGAUAACACAUGUUGAGUCUCACAACCUAGAAAAAUAUUGUCCAGUUUGUUCAAAUUUAAUGGAUAACGUCAGCCAAAAAGAAUAUGAAAACCAUGUGAAUGAGUGUAAAUAAACUGGAUUGUCCAAUUACUUCACAUUAGACUUUGUUUAUUAGCCGAUAAUUAUUAUAUGGUGAAUUGACGCUUCUUCCUAUACUUUCGUUGUAGCUUAAGAACACCUUCUACCCCAAGCUGACGACUUACACGUUAUAAUCGAUAUCUACAAAUUACCCUCUACGUCUGUUAAGCACCAGUAUAGAUUUAGUAAAGAAAUCUCUUUAAUGUUUUUAAGUGUCUGAUCUAAAUAAAUAUUACAA
This is a messenger RNA of Dimorphilus gyrociliatus, 3303 nucleotides long. The record is from the annotation of a GenBank genome assembly. Lineage: Eukaryota; Metazoa; Annelida; Polychaeta; Dinophilidae.